AUGACAUCUAUAGAAAAGGCAAGAACUCCAGCACAGGCAACUGCCCUAGAACUUCUUGACUUGGCUCAUAGUAUCCCGUUGAACCCUCUCAAUAAAGUUUAUUUCACCAAGUUCACCAACCAUUGUGCUGAAAAGGCCAUCAAUCUUCCCGAUGGCUACACUUUACUGAAGAUCUGUCUAAAAUGUGGGGUCUUGUAUAUCCCUGGAAUCACUGUAUCUAUGCGUAUCACCUACGGAAAGACAUCGUCUCGGAAAAGAGGCUCCAAGAAAUCAAAAUCUCCUACAAAAAAUGUUGCUAAAGACACCACAAAGUCUCGUCCAAGACGUCUUGAAUACAAAUGUCUUCAAUGUCAAUCCGUACAAGUGGUUUGUCAAGACCUUCUAGCGCCUAAACCAGCUCCGGUGGUGACCAAGGAUCCCGUCUACGAAGCCACAUGGCCUCCUAGCUCAUCAAUUUCAAAAUCAAAGUCGUCUUCUCCUGCACCUGUUUCCACUCAGGGGGGUACUCAUACAAGCUCUGGUUCACGUUCUGGGUCAGCUACUCCUCCACCAUCGUCCCAGAUGGCAAAAAAGCGGUCCAAGAAGAGAAAGGACCACAAUCUCUUGAGCAUGAUCAAUAAGAAAAAGGAGGAGUCCUCGAAAGUUCUGCUUAAUCUCAUGGACUUUAUGAAGUAA
Molecule: messenger RNA, 675 nt
Organism: [Candida] anglica
Lineage: Eukaryota; Fungi; Ascomycota; Pichiomycetes; Serinales; Debaryomycetaceae
Source: the annotation of a GenBank genome assembly